CCGUACACACAAUUAACAAAAGAAUCUUCUAAUUGCACAGUUACGUCCUCCAAAUUUGGGUAUAAAGUGUCCAUGUCUGUAAAUUUCAAUAUUCAGUUUCAGUAGUGUCGUGGCCGCGGAACAACAACUUAAAUUUCUAUCCAAAAUGUUUAAACUUUGUGUCCUCUCCUGCCUGCUGGCCGUAGCCGCCGCUAAGCCGAGCCCAGCCAUCGUGUACACCUACUCCGGCAACGCAGCCGUGGGCCCCGUCGUGGCCCCCGCCGUGGCCCCCGUGGCCCCCGUGGCCCCCGUCGCCGCCCCUGUCGCUCCCGUCGUCCCGGCACAACUCACUUACUCCAGAAGCUUACUGUACCCCGGCGGGUACCCUACGCCGCUAGCGUACGCGGGCUACCCCGGUCCGCUAGCGUUAUCCGAAACGUACCCGGCCGCCUCGACCUACGCUGCUGGAUACCCUGCCGCCUACUCCAGCUCAUUCCUGAACGGCCCCUACAACGUCCCCUACGCAUCGCCGUACACGUCUGCGUUUUACGUCCGUUGAAGUCAAUCUGUCUGAUGUAAUAAAUUAUGUUUCUAUUUGAA
Molecule: messenger RNA, 579 nt
Organism: Plutella xylostella (diamondback moth)
Lineage: Eukaryota; Metazoa; Arthropoda; Insecta; Lepidoptera; Plutellidae
Source: RefSeq, a predicted model, not a curated record